AUGGGUGUACUCACCACGAUCGAAAAGUUCUUGCCUGGCAGAAUGGCCUCUUUCCAGCCGAAUUGGUACCUUCUCUCUCACCAACAUGCUGCUGUGUCCACCUUUUUGAAGGACGUCCUGACGCUGGACGGUACAUGUGACCGAGUGGAGAAAGAUUACGACAUUGUCUGUAUGGGACCAGAGGCAGGGUGUGAGAGCCCACCGAGUGCCAAACUGAGGCGAAGAGACAAUGAUUUGAAAGCCAAGUAUGAAACCAAGGUCCCGGACGGGAGGUCUUUCGACUCUUGCGAGGGACAAUACGACCAGGUGUACUAG
Messenger RNA from Fusarium graminearum PH-1, 315 nucleotides. RefSeq lists its product as uncharacterized. The transcript has 2 exons. NCBI's taxonomy places the organism in Eukaryota, Fungi, Ascomycota, Sordariomycetes, Hypocreales, Nectriaceae. The coding region runs from base 1 to 315 and encodes 104 amino acids. The record is from RefSeq and is a predicted model, not a curated record.